AUGGAGGAUUCUGAAGCUGCCUCAACUGAUGAUAUUACCAAGGGUAGUUGCCCUAGGGGACACUGGAGACCUGUUGAAGACGAGAGGCUCCGCGAGCUUGUCCAACAGUAUGGUGCUCAAAACUGGAACUCCAUUGCAGAAAAGCUCCAAGGAAGAUCAGGAAAGAGUUGCAGAUUGAGGUGGUUUAAUCAGCUUGAUCCAAGAAUCAACAGAAGACCAUUUAGUGAAGAAGAAGAAGAAAGGCUCCUUGCAGCUCAUCGGAUCCAUGGAAACAAAUGGGCGCUAAUAGCCAGACUUUUCCCUGGAAGAACUGAUAAUGCUGUCAAGAACCAUUGGCAUGUCAUCAUGGCAAGAAAGCACAAACAACAGGCCAAACAAUUUGGCAACAACAAGACAAGUUACAAUAAUCAGGAAGGUGACUCCAACCCAAAUCCUAAUUUAAUUCAUCCAAGAAAAUCAAGACCUCAGGGAUGGUUUGGCUCAAGAUUAAUUGGCACUGACAAUGCUAGCUUCUUAGAAUUUCAAGAUCUCAAUAAACAUACUCAUAAUCAUCAUCUCUUCUCACCUUCUCCAUCUACUUAUUCACCUUCUUCGACUUUUGCCUCAUCCUCCAACAACUCCUCUUCGGUCUCAGUUAAACGAGAAGGAAGAGAUUGUUUUUUGAAUUCUACUUCUAGUUUUUACACUAUUGAGACCUCCAAGAUAUCUAAUCAAUUGCCUAUUUAUAGAUUUCAUAAUCCAAACUCUCUAAUAUAUGACAGCUGCUACCAAAAUUCCACUUCAUGUGAUCAACUUCCGAGCUACAGAACAAAUAUUCAAACUUCUUUUGGAUACUUUAAACUGGAUGAUCAUCAUCGUGAUCAAGUCAAUGGAAUAUUUAAGAGAGAAAUGGCAAGUUUCCAUGAAAAUUUGGUCAGUCCAAGAAGCAGUGAACGAGGAGAUGAAUCCAUAAAAAGCAAAGAUAACGCUCCUUUCAUAGAUUUCCUUGGUGUGGGCAUCUCUUCUUGA
Carica papaya (papaya) is the source of this 1008-nucleotide messenger RNA. RefSeq lists its product as uncharacterized. The record is from RefSeq and is a predicted model, not a curated record. Lineage: Eukaryota; Viridiplantae; Streptophyta; Magnoliopsida; Brassicales; Caricaceae. Gene Ontology annotation, cellular component: nucleus. Gene Ontology annotation, biological process: regulation of DNA-templated transcription. Gene Ontology annotation, molecular function: DNA-binding transcription factor activity, RNA polymerase II-specific; RNA polymerase II cis-regulatory region sequence-specific DNA binding.